UUGAAAGUACAAAAAAAAAAAAAAAAAAAAAAAAGGAGAAGCGAAGACUGACUGACUGACUAUCUGUCUAUGGUCGCUGUUCUUUUUUGCCCUCUUCCUCUUCAUCUUCCUCUGCAUUGCUUUUAUCAUUAACUAUCAAUUAAUUUCCUCUUUCAUUUUCAUUGUCGAAGAAUUACUAUCUAGCUUGCUAGAUAGUGAAAGACACAUACUUUUUUGUGGGUGCUGUGGCUUCAAAUCAGUUUAAGAUGUCUUAACUAGUUCUUCCAGAGAUUUUGGAAGGUACAGCUGAAUGUGCUCGCUUUUGUGUUUGGUUCUAGGGUGCAUGUAUCGGAGACACUGUAACAUUAGAUGACUUGCAGGAGUUUGCACUAAGAAGAAUUGCGUCACUGGAUUUAUCUCCACAAGUUUCAGGAGUUUACAAUAAGAAGAAUUGUGUCCCUGAUUUUUCUUGACAAGUUUCUUCAUUAUUGUUUGGGAAAAUGGUAGAGGGUAAAAAAUUUACUGGACUAAUGGCACCAAGUAACAACAAUGGUAACGACUAUUAUGGUUUCACACAAGGUUUUUACCAAGAAAUUGGUGAUGGUACAAACAUGUCCAUUGACAGUUUACAAACAAGCCAUGCUGGUGGGUCUGUCUCGAUGUCAGUGGACAACAGUAGUGUCGGAUCCAAUGAUUCUUUAACGCACAUGUUAAGCCAUCCUGGUUUGAAACCUGUCAACCACCGUAACUAUAAUGUCUCAGUGGGCGCGAGUGUGUUUCGUCCAGGGAAAGUCACCCAUGCCCUAAAUGACGAUGCAUUGGCGCAAGCAUUGAUGGAUAAUAGGUAUCCAACCGAAGGACUCCAGCAUUAUGAUGACUGGACAAUCAAUUUGAGAAAACUCAAUAUGGGUACAGCUUUUGCUCAAGGUGCAUUUGGAAAGUUAUACAGAGGAACAUAUAAUGGGGAGGAUGUUGCGAUUAAGAUAUUAGAGAGGCCUGAGAAUAUCCCAGAAACAUCACAAGUGAUGGAACAGCAGUUCCAGCAGGAAGUUAUGAUGCUUGCAAAUUUAAAGCACCCGAACAUUGUGCGGUUUAUAGGUGCAUGCCAGAAGCCAAUGGUUUGGUGUAUCGUCACAGAAUAUGCAAAAGGCGGGUCAGUUCGGCAGUUUUUGACUAGGAGGCACAAUCGGGCAGUGCCAUUGAAAUUAGCAGUCCAGCAGGCUUUGGAUGUUGCAAGAGGAAUGGCAUAUGUUCAUGGACUUGGGUUUAUACACCGGGAUUUGAAGUCAGAUAACCUCUUAAUUGCAGCAGAUAAAUCAAUAAAAAUUGCUGAUUUUGGUGUUGCAAGGAUUGAGGUGCAGACUGAAGGGAUGACACCUGAAACGGGGACGUACCGCUGGAUGGCUCCAGAGAUGAUUCAGCAUAGGCCUUAUACACAAAAGGUGGAUGUGUACAGCUUUGGAAUCGUUCUCUGGGAGCUCAUAACAGGUUCGCUUCCCUUCCAGAACAUGACAGCUGUGCAGGCUGCAUUUGCUGUGGUGAACAAGGGGGUAAGGCCAAUUAUCCCAAAUGAAUGUCUGCCUGUGUUGAGUGACAUAAUGACCCGCUGCUGGGAUGCCAACCCUGAAGUGCGUCCUCCCUUCACCGAGAUUGUUAGGAUGCUUGAGAAUGCUCGAACUGAGAUCAUGACUAAUGUGCGCAAGGCUCGCUUCAGGUGUUGCAUGGCUCAACCCAUGACAGUUGAAUGAUCCAGAAUAGAAGACCGGAAAAGAAAGGAAAAAAAGAAGAAAGACAGAUGUUAAUGAGGAUACAGAUGAAAAUUGUAUUAUUAAACUGACACUUGGUAUGAACUGAACUUGUAUGUUUAUGUAUCAGUGUUCUUUUCCUUUACCCUUAUUUUCUUUUUGCAAGAUAGGAAGAUGCCAUCCAUUUAGACUGCUGGGUUGUUUUAGUCAAUUGCACUGAUGUAGCAUGGUCGAAGGUCCUAUAGUAAUAGCGGGGGAGAAUCAAUGGAGAAUUGUCAUUAGU
Populus euphratica (Euphrates poplar) is the source of this 2007-nucleotide messenger RNA. RefSeq names its product serine/threonine-protein kinase HT1-like. Gene Ontology annotation, biological process: signal transduction; protein phosphorylation. The transcript has 4 exons. Gene Ontology annotation, molecular function: ATP binding; protein kinase activity. Lineage: Eukaryota; Viridiplantae; Streptophyta; Magnoliopsida; Malpighiales; Salicaceae. Gene Ontology annotation, cellular component: cytoplasm. The record is from RefSeq and is a predicted model, not a curated record. Bases 480 to 1727 code for a protein of 415 amino acids.